CACAUACGUACAAACCCUAGAAUUAUGUGUUUUGUUAUAUUUUUAAACCCCACUCACCCACCCCUCUGUUAAAAAAAAACAGUCGCAAUCUUCUUUACAAAAUAUAUAUAAAAAAAAGAGUUGAAUCUCAUAUAAAACAAGGGAGAGAGAUUUUGAAGGCAAGGAAUUAGCAGAUGGAGAAAUAUCUACUACAACACUUGGAUGAAGAAUUGAGGCGUUUACAAAGUGUGACCCAGCAGAUGGAAGAGUGUAUUCAUUCAAAGAAUCACGAGGUUGAUAGAUUGGUGGAAGUAAUUUUGAGGGCAGAGGAGGGUAGAAAAAAUUCAACGAAUCAAAUUUUGUCUAGUUUAGCAACAGUAAUUGAUAAAAUAAAUAGUUUUGAAGGUCAAUGUUCAAAGGGGCAUAUGCAAACCGGUUUGGCGGAGAGUAACAUGGAAAAAGAUGCUAAACAAUUUCAGAUGAAGCAAUCUAAUGUUGGUGAAGUGAAAACUAAUAUAAUGACUUCAAUUGAAUGUGUAGAUGGUAAACCAGUAAAUAGUGUUGAGAGUGAGGUGAAGUUUGUCUCUGAUUUGAAAAGGAGUGGUAAUGUGAUUGAAGGUGAAAGUUCAAGUGAAAAGCGUUGUAGAACUGUGCCAAACCGUAUACCCUCUUUUACCCAAUUUGGGCGAACAUUGAAGGAUUUAGGACACAUUAAGGGGAUUGAUGGUGUUGAAAUAAGAGGAUCUCAAAAGUCAUUAUCAACUUGUAAAUUAUCAGUUAGACAAAGUUCAUGUGUUAAGGGUGUGUCUGAGAUAUGUCCUGUUGGUCAGGAUACUAGUAGUGGGUUAGAUGUUUUGGAACUUUGUAAUUUGAAGGAGAAGAAGGACGUUGGACCUUUUAAAGUUAAUGUUUCACUAGUUAAUGUCGAGAUGGAUAAAAUAAUCUCGUAUUUGUUUGAGAAGAGCUUAAAAUCAAGUGACAUUCUAGUUGACACUAAAUUUCAUCAGUUGGAGCGUCAUAUAUUUCAAACACUUGCUCCUUCUCAGAACAUUAAUGGAGAGAUAAUAAACAUUGUAUCGGAGAUGUGUACACAUAAAAGGAGAGAUUCUAUGAGUAAGACUGGUUCAAACUGGUACCUAACUACUUGGAUGACGAGUAAGUUUACUUAUUCCAAGAAAAGCCAACGAAAUGGUGGAACAAGUAAUCCAAUGAGAUCAUUCUUUUUAGGAGAUUUGGCUUUGUGCGAGAAGAUAUUUGUUCCUGUUCAUGUAAGGUCCGAGGAUCAUUGGAUCUUGUUGAUAGUAAAGAUGAAGGGGAUAAUAGAAAUAUGAGACUCACUUCAUGGUGGAAAGUCUGUUGGGAAUGAAAUUUUGAAGGAAGCGGUUAGAUAAAUUACCAUUAUUCAUAAUAAUAUAUCUAUGUGCACUUUUAUGGUUAUUUGAUAUUGGGUGGUGUCUCUUUUGCUUAGAUAA
Cannabis sativa is the source of this 1451-nucleotide messenger RNA. RefSeq lists its product as uncharacterized. The coding region runs from base 174 to 1310 and encodes 378 amino acids. Lineage: Eukaryota; Viridiplantae; Streptophyta; Magnoliopsida; Rosales; Cannabaceae. The record is from RefSeq and is a predicted model, not a curated record. The transcript is spliced from 8 exons.